UUUACUAGUGUUUUAGUGAGUUAAAUAGUACCUGAUAGUCGGAGGUGUACAUCCACGGGUGUCUUGACGCGCAGUGUCUCAGGGGAGUCGACGGCAGCUUUAUGGGCGGCACAAGCUCAGCUUUUCGCCGUAAGCUGCUCGUGGACACGGUUGGCAAAAUGAACGACAACCUAACCUCGGGGGUCCUGGCUGCCUCAGUCAUCACUCUGACUUUGGGUUACUUGUACAGCAAAGUACUUCGCAGACAAACUUGUCACGAAGAUGUGAAAUAUCCACCUUUCAUUCCUUCCAGUGUGCCUUUCCUCGGCCAUGCUAUUGCUUUUGGGAAAAGUCCUAUUGAGUUUUUGGAAAAUGCUUAUGAGAAAUACGGCCCAGUAUUUAGCUUCACCAUGGUGGGCAAGACCUUCACGUACCUGUUGGGAAGCGACGCCGCCACGCUGCUUUUCAACAGCAAGAACGAGGACUUGAACGCCGAGGACGUUUACUCCCGACUGACCACUCCCGUGUUUGGCAAGGGCGUGGCCUAUGAUGUCCCCAACCCGGUCUUUCUGGAACAAAAGAAGAUGCUGAAGACGGGACUGAACAUCGCACGCUUUAAGGAACACGUCAAGAUCAUCGAGGCGGAGACGGUGGAGUAUUUUCAGAGAUGGGGAGACAGCGGCGAGAAAAACCUCUUUGAAGCGUUGUCUGAGCUCAUCAUCCUGACGGCCAGCAGCUGCCUCCACGGCAAGGAGAUCCGCGCCAUGCUGGACGAGCACGUGGCCCAAUUGUACACAGACCUGGACGGAGGCUUCAGCCACGCUGCUUGGCUGCUGCCCGGAUGGCUGCCGCUGCCCAGCUUCAGGAGACGUGACAAAGCUCACCAAGAGAUCAAGAACAUUUUCUUCAAAGUGAUCCAGAAGAGACGAAGCUCCGGCGAGAAACUGGACGACAUCCUUCAGACGCUCGUCGACGCCACCUACAAGGACGGACGUCCGCUGUCUGACGACGAGAUCUCAGGCAUGCUGAUCGGCCUCCUGCUGGCGGGUCAGCACACGUCCUCCACCACCAGUGCCUGGAUGGGCUUCUUCCUGGCCCGGGAUCAAGUCCUGCAGGAGCGCUGUUAUGCCGAGCAGCAGACUGUGUGCGGGGAAAACCUGCCCCCUCUCGACUUGGACCAGCUGAAGGAUCUCAGCCUGUUGGAGCGUUGUUUGAAGGAGACCUUAAGGCUCCGCCCACCCAUCAUGACCAUGAUGAGGAUGGCUCGCUCUGCUCAGACUGCAUCCGGCUACACCAUCCCACAGGGCCACCAGGUGUGCGUCUCCCCGACAGUCAACCACCGCCUGGAGGACACCUGGCAGCAGAGGAUGGAGUUCAACCCCGAUCGCUAUCUCCAUGACAACCCUGCCGCUGGGGAGAAAUUUGCUUAUGUGCCCUUUGGUGCAGGACGUCAUCGGUGCAUCGGGGAGAACUUCGCCUACGUUCAGAUCAAAACCAUCUGGUCCACUUUGCUGCGCUUGUUCCACUUUGAGCUGGUGGACAGAUACUUCCCCACCAUCAACUACACCACUAUGAUCCACACGCCGCACAAGCCUAUCAUCGCAUACAAGAGGAGGAAACCGUCAGACCAAAGAAGACUGCAGACACAGGAUGCGUCCCCAAUGUCCAGACAAGCUGAUUGAUUAUUAUGCUGCAUUACAUAAAACUGGGAAAUUUCAGACUUCCUUUUGGGAAAAAAUCCAAGAUAUGCUUCGUUUGACAUGUUAUGUGUGGAAAUCCUUUUUUUUCCCUAGUUUUAAUGAAUGCGGCAUACGUGUGUUAAGGGAUAGAAUGGUUACUAGUAAUGGGUAAAUGAGCGUUUGGCACAUUCACUAGCUGUAUUGACUCUGCCCCGAUACUGUGUUGCUGUUUCAUAAUCACUAAAAUUUUACCUGCAAUAGUAGUUAAUAGGGGUGUGGGAAAAAAUCGAUUCGAAUUUGAAUCGCGAUUCUCUUGUGCGAUUCAGAAUUGAUUCUCCUUUUUAAAAAAAUCUAUUUUUAUUUUAUUUUUUCAUCAAUCCAACAAAACACUACACAGCAAUACCAUAACAAUGCAAUCCAAUUCCAAAACCAAACCUGACCCAGCAACACUCACAACUGCAAUAAACAGAGCAAUUGAGAGGAGACAAACACGACACAGAACAAACCAGAAGUAGUGAAACAAAAAUGAUUAACAGUAUCAAUAUUAGUUAUAAUUUCAGCAUAGCAGUGAUUAAAAAUCCCUCAUUGACAUCAUUAGACAUUUAUAAAAAUAAUAACAAAAGAACAAUAGUGUCACAGUGGCUUACACUUGCAUCGCAUCUCAUAAGCUUGACAACACACUGUGUCCAAUGUUUUCACAAAGAUAAAAUACAUCAUUUUUGGUUUAAUAGUUAAAACAAAUUUACAUUAUUGCAAUCAGUUGAUAAAACAUUGUCCUUUAUAAUUAUAAAAGCUUUUUACAAAAAUCUACUACUCUGCUUGCAUGUCAGCAGACUGGGGUAGAUCCUGCUGAAAUCCUAUGUAUUGAAUGAAUACAGAAUCCUUUUAAAUUGUGCCAGCAACUUGAGGGUUGCAGGUUCGAUUCCCGCUUCUGCCAACCUAGUCACUGCCGUUGUGUCCUUGGGCAAGACACUUUACCCACCUGCUUCCAGUGCCACCCACACUGGUUUGAAUGUAACUUAGAUAUUGGGUGUCACUAUGUAAAGCGCUUUGAGUCACUAGAGAAAAAGCGCUAUAUAAAUAUAAUUCACUUCACUUAAAUUGCAAAAAAAAUCGUUUUUGAACUGAGAAUCGUGUUGAAUUGAAAGAAAAAAAUUGAUUUUGAAUGGAAUCAUGGGACACCCAAAGAUUCGCAGCCCUAGUAGUUAAUAUAGUCGUCCCGUGUUUAGCACGAUUAGUUGUCGGCCUGACUGUGGUAAAUGAAUCUCUGCAAAGUAGGAUUGUUAAUCAAAUAUUUUCAUAACGCAUUGUUUACAGCCUUCUGUCAUACAUGUAAAAAUUAAUUUAACACUCAAUUUGGGCCAAACAUGCUGAGUAUUCUAUAAAAAAUAAUUCCACAAUUUAGUGAAGCUAGAAUAUUUGAAGUGCAAUGUGGGUGACUGAAGUACAAAUGGGUAAAGAACGACACACACACAGACUGUAUUGACAUUGGAAUGAUACUGUGUCGCUGUUUCAUAAUCUGCUGCUUAAAAGUCACGUUUGACCUCCAAAAUAAAUAUUGUCUUAUUUUUCAAUGCAUAAAUUGCAGAAAGGAAUAUGGAUGUCAAAUGGUGCAUGUCAAAGGAGCGCCUCCUGAUGGUCAAAAGACAGCAGCUGUAGCAUCACAUUUAUAUUCUUAAAGUGACAAAGACUACUACCGUAUCACUCCUUGCGUUUCAUUAGGCAUCGGUGCUUCCGUAUCGUUCCACCCCUGGGAAUGAACACGCUGCAUUGCAUAAACCUGGGAGAUAUCCCUCAUUUGACAAGAAAAAGUAAGUCAAGAUUAGAAAAUGCAUUUCAUUCAUGUUACAUCUUGUUUACCAAAACAUGUGUCCUGGUUUUCCUGAACGCAGCAUGGAAGUAUUUAAGGGCACUACCAUAAAAAUAAAAAAAAUGCCAUGGAAGAGCGUUUAAUUGUUCUGUAUGUUCCUGGCAUCGAUAGACAUGCACCCAGAAAACUGGGACGAUUCAGAAAAAGCUAUAAACAUUUUCAGUCACCACCUGAGAGGGUUUUCUGUAAAAAGGACAAAACACAGGUUAGUAGAUUGUAAGUGGUGAUUUGUCCCACUGUUCUUGAAUGCAGCAUGAAAACAAGCAAUUGUAUUGGGUAUCAUGUUAAUCCUCAGAUUUCACAUUGCAAUGAUUGUUCUGUAAAACAAGUAAAACUCUAUUCAAAUCAUA
Messenger RNA from Nerophis ophidion (straightnose pipefish), 3878 nucleotides. It is a transcript of the gene cyp51a1, whose product is annotated as lanosterol 14-alpha demethylase. Gene Ontology annotation, molecular function: monooxygenase activity; oxidoreductase activity, acting on paired donors, with incorporation or reduction of molecular oxygen; heme binding. Lineage: Eukaryota; Metazoa; Chordata; Actinopteri; Syngnathiformes; Syngnathidae. Bases 102 to 1661 code for a protein of 519 amino acids. The transcript has 11 exons. The record is from RefSeq and is a predicted model, not a curated record.